ACAAGUCACUCUUCAAAGAUGUUCUGCUACAUGUUGGGUUUAUUCUUCCUCUUUGUUUGCAUGGAAGUUGUGUUUGGUGCUGAUACAGAUGAAGUCAAGUCAUUAUCAGUAACGGAGGGAGAUUCUGUCACUUUAAACACUGAUGUUACUGAAAUACAGAAAACUGAUCAGAUUCUGUGGAUGUUUGGACCUCAAGAGACUCGUAUCGCUGAAAUAUACAGGCAGAACAUUGACAUGUUUGACAGUAAUGAGACAUUUGGAGACAGACUGAAGAUGGACAGACAUACUGGAUCUCUGACCAUCACAGACAUCAGAAAUGAACAUUCUGGACUUUAUAAACUAACUAUCAUCAGCACUAGAGGAACUUCAUACAAGAGAUUCAGUGUUACUGUUUAUGCUCCUCUUCCUGUUCCUGUCAUCAGAAACAAUGCUGUGAACAGUCAAAAAUCAUCCCCAGACUCCAGAUGUUCAGUGUUGUGUUCUCUGGCUAAUGUGAGCACUGUGAGUCUCUCAUGGUACAAAGGAAACAGUGUAUUGUCCAGCAUCAGUGUGUCUGAUCUCAGCAUCAAUCUCUCUCUACCUCUGGAGGUGGAAUAUCAGGAUAAAAACACCUACAGCUGUGUGGUCAACAACACCAUCACAAACCACACCACACAUUUGGACAUCAGUCAAACAUGCCACACAGACCCUCAAGAAAUAUACAGUCCUUUUGAUGGUGUGAUUCCUUCACUAAUUUACGCUGUGUUGGGCAUUACGGCUGUCGCUCUACUUGUUUAUUAUGUAAAAUUCAGAAUGAAAAAACAGAAUUCAAAUCCAAAGGUGUCCGUCAUCUAGAGUAUCAUGCAAGAGAUUUUGAGAUUUUCCCCAACAGAAGAAAAUCAUUUGAAGAUUGUUUGAUACCCAUACCAUUGACUUCCAUUAGUUUUUGCAGGAAGGCAUCUCGCAAACCUGAUUUCAGUCUUCUUGGACAGCACAAGAGUUUAUUUAUGUACAACAAACUACAAAAAUUUUGGUGAUGAUUAGGGGAAUAUUGUCACGUCAGCUGUAGUGCCAUCAUGUGGUCUUUUGGGCAUUAGUUAUGCUUUGUUUUUGUUCCUGUUUUGUAGAUGUUCACGUGAUCACUACUUUCCAGCUGUCCAUCAUCGUCUAAUUAGUGUUGUCUUUAUAAGCUCUGUUAUGUUGUGUUCAGUUAGCCUUUGGAUUUUUUUUUUUUUUUGCUGUUGGCACUGUUCUGUUUUGUUUUGUCUGGCUCUUAUCUGGUCCUAGUCGGUUUACCGACUCAUCGUUUUGGUUUGUUCACUGUUUCACGUUUUGAUUAUAUAUUUUAAUUCCUGUUUAAAUGUUGUUUGAUUCAC
Danio aesculapii is the source of this 1355-nucleotide messenger RNA. RefSeq lists its product as uncharacterized. The transcript has 4 exons. Lineage: Eukaryota; Metazoa; Chordata; Actinopteri; Cypriniformes; Danionidae. The record is from RefSeq and is a predicted model, not a curated record. Bases 19 to 834 code for a protein of 271 amino acids.